Molecule: messenger RNA, 1102 nt
Organism: Nycticebus coucang (slow loris)
Lineage: Eukaryota; Metazoa; Chordata; Mammalia; Primates; Lorisidae
Product: minichromosome maintenance domain-containing protein 2-like
Exons: 5
Coding region: 1-546 (181 amino acids)
Source: RefSeq, a predicted model, not a curated record
AUGAAGCAGGCCCCUUUCAAAAGGAUUUCAGUAUAUAAGAGUGCAUGUGCCUGGUGCUACAGAAUCUGCAACAAUAAACAGAUAGUUGAAAUAAUUACCACAAAGACACUUCAGGCUUAUCGAGGAUAUUCUAACAAACAGCCAUUUAGAUUCCAGUCUCUUACAAUUUUCCUAAGAGAUGAAUCGGUGAAUAAAAUGAAUAUAGGAAAUGAAUACAAAAUUAUUGGAAUUCCUACAUGUGUAGAAACUGCACAAACUACUGUCUGUAUAGAAGCAAAUAAUAUAACUUUUUGUAAUUCAAAAGUUCCUUCAGGAAUUAGUGACGACUUCAAGCGUCUCCUUUCCUUGACUUCCAGUUCAUGCUGGAAGUUUACAGCAAUACUUGCCAAUAUCUUUGCAUCACAGAUUGUUCCUCCUGGGACUUACAAUUGGCUCAAACUCUGUUUGUUGAUGAGUCUUGUACAGACAAGUGACCGUAAAAAGGAACUGGAAGAUUGCCUGGAUAUUUUAAUUGUAACAAGUGAUACUCUACUAGUAGACAGGUAAAUAUGUGACAUGAACUUUUUUCUUUUUUUUUUUUUUAUUAAGCAGACCUAGGCAGACCUAGGGUUCAAACCCCCCACUCAUGGUACACAGGACCAGCACUUUAAGUGAGCUACAGGUGCCCAACUACAUGAAUUUUUUAAAAUGUUAAUUGGCCACAGGUUUGUAUAAAUUUUUUCAAUAAGCAUUAUUAUAAGAGGAAUAUUUAGGAUUUAUCUGAACUAGUAUAUAUAAUUAUUCUAGUCACUUUUUAUCAAUAAAGUAAUAAACUUUUGAAACAUAAGUAGAUAAAUGAGAUAUUUGCUUUUAAUAUUUUGAGAGUGUAACCACUCGAAGUUUGAACCUUUUCCCUCACUCAUUCCUUUGCGGAUAUGUAGCAAAUGCAUCCUUCCCAGCCUUCCUUUUCCCCCAUUCCCUGGCUCUACCUUUGUGCUUUGUUUUCAUUUUUUAGUAAUCUUCCCCGCAAGGAGCCAAGAAGCCAUUUUUAAAUUUUUCUCCAAGAUUCCAUUCAAUAAUAUUGAUUCACUGUACCCAACAGUGCCAAAAUUACUGUUUUGGU